AUGAUCGAUCCAGCUAUGGAUUCCGAUUCCACAAAGGCGCGUUUAGAGCAGGCCACGGGAUUGUUAGACAAUUUCAAUACAGUACAAGAUGAAAUAGAGAUUCUCAGUGAAACUGAGUUAAGUUCAAGUGAGAGAGCCACCUUUGAAGACAGGUAUUACAGCGCAAUAGAGAAUGCACACAGAUACACAAAAGCGAGCAAGCAAAUAAACACAGAACCUUCAUCAAACGUGGGCCUCUCACAUCACCAGUUGCAUUCUGUCUCAAAUACAAGAUUUCCAAAUAUUGAGUUGCCAAAGUUUCAUGGUGAAUAUGAAAAAUGGGGUCAGUUCAGGGAUAUGUUUUUGGCCUUAGUUGACAGAGAUCCUACGUUAGAUAAUGUCAAAAAAUUCUAUUAUCUGAUGAGCUGUUUAAAAGGAGAAGCCGCAAGAGUAAUCGAAAACAUGGAAGUCACAGGAGAGAAUUAUGAUCAUGCAUGGCAGUUAUUAAAAUCUCGAUAUGAAAAUAGUACAGUUAUCAUAAAGAAUCAUGUUCGAGAAUUAGUUGAAAUGCCAUCGGUAACUAGAGAUCCUCACUCCCUUAGAAAAUUAACAGAUGACCUUCAAAAGCAUUUGAGGUCAUUAACUUCCUUAGGCGAGCCUGUGACACAGUGGAGUACUUUGCUAAUUUAUUUAAUCACAAAAAAACUCGAUCCUUCAUCGGAAAAGUCGUGGGAGGAGCACGUAAUCUCACGUCAAAUUGAAUCGCCUGGUAUAGAUGAUUUAAUCAAAUUUUUAAAUGCUCGGUGUCAAUUGCUUGAGGCCAUAUCGCGUGAAAAAUCUGAUAAUCCACAGGCAGAGCACAGAAUACAUCGGUUAACCACAAGAAACCUGUAA
Acanthoscelides obtectus is the source of this 873-nucleotide messenger RNA. NCBI's taxonomy places the organism in Eukaryota, Metazoa, Arthropoda, Insecta, Coleoptera, Chrysomelidae. The record is from the annotation of a GenBank genome assembly.